CUUGACUUGGCAGGAUAUUGAACUCGGUGUCCCAGCUUUUUUUGCUCUUCAAAGUUCAAGACAGCCGUAACAACGAAGCCCGUCUGUGUGGUUGCUCAUCUUAUAGUGCCCCCGUAUGGACGAUGAGGAGGAUGAUUUGGUGUUUGGGCCAGUCCCCAACUGCUGGCGCACCACAUUCAGGGAGAUAAAGUGCGAAGACCGGGGCACACAGACACCUGGCCCUGUCCUGGCACCGACCAACGGCAUGCUGCCCUGUGGAGUUGCAGAGGAGCCCAGACCACUCUUCUACGGCAACGCAGGUUUUCGAUUGCACUUCCCAGCACACUUUGAGCUUGUUGGGGAUCAGGAAGCGAGGCAACGGGAGAGUGCAGAGGAGCAAAACGGGAUGGAGCGGCGACCCCGGCAGCAACCUGUGGCUCGCAGCAUGGAGGCCUGCAUUGGCCAGAAACUCCAGCUAAUAGGAGACCAGUUUCAUCGGGAACAUCUACAACUGUAUCAUCGAAACCAAAGGAACCAGGGGCCGCUGUGGUGGCGCCUGGCAACAGCUCUGCUCAGCCUUCUGUUUGACAGGGGGUUCAUUGCUGGAGGAGGUGGAGCAGGACGGAGGUGAAGGGGGUCUUCUCCUCAUGUCCGUUUUCAUCAUCUCCUAGAAACUGGACUCCUAAUGGCACUGUCAAAUCAAUCACGGGUCUGGUGUGGGGGGAAAAGAAAGGAGAGGCAAAAGGUCACCGCGGGACGGAGACAACCAACUUUUAUACAAGGACGUGUGUUUUUUCUUUCCAAGAAGAUGCCAUGAUGCCCCGAGAUUCCUCCACAGGACAAUGUGCAUAUUUUGGUAUACGUGUGGUGUAGUAGUUUUGUACAGUACAUUUUUCUUGUUAAAUUUUUUGCACUUCACAAUGUAUCCAUCUUUAAUGACCUCCACAGACCCUGGGAAUGCCUUAUUCAACGUCUGCUGCCAGAAUGAGUAUUGCGCAAUUUUUGCAGGCAAGAUAAGAUGGUUAGGAAAUGAAAGGAAGUGUGGUGUGAGGUUUUCUUUUCUGAAGUUUCCCAGGUAACCAGUCAAGUUGAUUUACUAAUUUCCAAAGAGGCAACUUCUCAGAACAAAGCAUUUUGCACCUCACCUCAAUGGAACAUUUUAAUACUUACUUUUCUUCUUGUUUUGUUGUUUUCCUUUAUUGUUUUCCUUUUUUACUUCUCCAUUUUCUGUGGUAUGGUAUUAACUUUGAACGUGAUCCCUUAUUAUCAUUCAAAAUAUUGGGUAAAAAGUCAAACUUCUGCAUAUGAAAAAGUCUGCACACCAGGAUAAUCAAUCUAAAUAUCUUUUAAUAUGCACAUAAUAUUUGAGUCAUGCUACAGACAAUUAGGACUUUGUAUCAGGAUCAGGGUGGAGCUUACAGUUCUGAAUAUGGUUUACUGGUAAAACAAGCCUGGCGACUGCCAACAUACCUGUGUAUAGCAGCAUUAUUCAGACUGCGAGCAAGCAUGGUUUGAUGCUGUUAUCAACAUUAGUAAUGAUGAAUGAAGGAUUAUUGACACUGAAAACAAAAUUCACACAAGAAAGAAAGAAUAUAAAGCCACAUGCAGUUAGCUGUUAUAAAUAGUUAUGAUGUUCAUUGACCAGACCAUGAUGCAGUAACAAGCAACCCAACAGUGGAUAAUUAACAGUAGACUAAUAAGUCAAUAUGUAAAAUCAACACAUUGAUCAACACAUCUCUUCAAUUAACAUGUUUUUUUAUUUAGCUUAAUUUGCAGAGUACCAUUUUGUAUCAGGAUCAUUCUGUGUUAUUCUGUAGUGAUCAGCCAAUAUUGAUUGAACAUGUAUUACAACUAUAAUUUUUUACUUAAAGAAAAGAUAUUUAGAUGAAACUUAUGGU
Messenger RNA from Scomber scombrus (Atlantic mackerel), 1877 nucleotides. Its product is annotated as bcl-2-modifying factor-like. Gene Ontology annotation, biological process: positive regulation of apoptotic process; apoptotic process; negative regulation of autophagy. Gene Ontology annotation, cellular component: myosin complex. The coding region runs from base 116 to 610 and encodes 164 amino acids. Lineage: Eukaryota; Metazoa; Chordata; Actinopteri; Scombriformes; Scombridae. The transcript is spliced from 4 exons. The record is from RefSeq and is a predicted model, not a curated record.